Tauraco erythrolophus (red-crested turaco) is the source of this 1410-nucleotide messenger RNA. It is a transcript of the gene USH1G, whose product is annotated as USH1 protein network component sans. Gene Ontology annotation, molecular function: protein binding. NCBI's taxonomy places the organism in Eukaryota, Metazoa, Chordata, Aves, Musophagiformes, Musophagidae. The record is from RefSeq and is a predicted model, not a curated record. Gene Ontology annotation, biological process: equilibrioception; sensory perception of sound; sensory perception of light stimulus.
AUGAACGACCAGUACCACCGAGCAGCCCGGGACGGCUAUCUGGACCUCCUGAAGGAAGCCACCAAGAAGGACCUGAACUCGCCAGACGAGGAUGGCAUGACCCCGACCCUAUGGGCUGCCUACCACGGCAACCUGGACGCCCUGCGCCUCAUUGUCAGCAGAGGGGGUGAUCCAGACAAAUGUGACAUCUGGGGGAACACCCCUCUCCACCUGGCAGCAGCCAACGGUCACCUGAACUGCCUUUCCUUCCUCAUCUCUUUUGGGGCCAACAUCUGGUGCCUGGACAAUGACUACCACACUCCGCUGGACAUGGCAGCCAUGAAGGGACACAUGGAAUGUGUGCGUUACCUGGACUCUAUUGCUGCCAAGCAGAGCAGCCUCAACCCCAAGCUGGUGAGCAAGCUGAAGGACAAGGCCUUUCGGGACACGGAACGGAGGAUUAAGGACUGUGUGAAGCUGCAGAAGAAGCACCACGAAAGGAUGGAGAAACGGUACAGAAAGGAGAUGUCGGAUAAUUCGGAUACCAUGAGCUUCUCCAGCUAUUCGAGUAGCACCUUAAGCAAAAAGUUCCAGCACAUGUCUAUGGUGACUUCCCUGCCAUAUUCCCAAGCCACCAUCCAUGGCACAGCCAAGGGAAAGACAAAAAUACAAAAGAAGCUAGAGAAGAAGAAGCAGGUGGACGGGACAUUCAAGAUCUACGAGGAUGGGAGGAAAAGCGUGCGGUCUCUAUCUGGUCUGCAGCUGGGAAACGAUGUCAUGUUUGUCAAGCAGGGCACAUACGCCAGCCCCAAGGAGUGGACUCGGCGUAAUAUCAGAGAUAUGUUUCUCACGGAUGAAGACACUGUCUCCCGUGCCAUAAGUGACCCAGGUUUGCACAUGGACUCGGCCCACUCGGAAGUCAGCACCGACUCUGGCCACGACUCCUUGUUCAACCGCCCUGGGCUGGGCACCAUGGUGUUCCGGCGCAACUACGUCAGCAGUGGGCUUUUUGGGAUCGGCCGGGAGGAGGCUGGUACGCUGGGUGAAGACACCACAGAUGGGGUAGGUGUCAAACUGCGGAGCCGCCUGCAGCGCUCGCCAAGUCUCAACGAUAGCAUUGGCAGUGCCAACAGCCUGCAGGAGAGGAACGCAGAGGAGCUACCCUGGGAUGAGGUGGAGCUGGGUUUAGAUGAUGAUGAUGAACCAGACACCAGCCCCUUGGAGACUUUUCUGGCUUCCCUGCACAUGUUUGAGUUCAUCUCCAUCUUGAAGAAGGAGAAGAUUGACCUGGAGGCCCUCAUGCUAUGUUCAGACAAUGACCUGAAGAGCAUCAAUAUCCCAUUGGGACCCAGGAAAAAGAUUGUGGAUGCCAUCCAGAGGAGACGACAAACUCUGGAGAAGCCAGAUGUCAUUGUAGACACUGAACUGUAA